AUGGGUUUCGUCGACUUCCUCCAGGAUACUGGUCUGACUGAGCUCAACAGCUGGUUGACCACUCGAUCCUACAUCGUCGGUUUCGGCGCCUCCCAGGCCGAUGUUGCCUGCUUCAAGGCCCUGAAGGAGAGCCCCGACGGCGCCAAGUACCCCCACGCCGCUCGCUGGUGGAAGCACAUCGCCUCGUACGAGGCCGACUUCGCGACCCUGCCCGGUGAUGCCUCCAAGCCUUACACCGUCUACGGCCCCGACGUCGUCGCCGCCACUCUGAACCCCGCCAAAGCGCCCACCGCCGAUGAGGGGGAUGACGACGUCGACCUGUUCGGCAGUGACGACGAGGUGGAGGAUGCCGAGGCUGCCCGUAUCCGCGAGGAGCGCCUGGCUGCCUACAGGGAGAAGAAGGCUGCCAAGCCCAAGGCUGCUGCCAAGUCAGUCGUUAUUAUGGAUGUCAAGCCCUGGGAUGACGAGACCGACAUGAAGGCCCUGGAAGCGUCCGUCCGUAGCAUUGAGAAGGACGGACUGGUUUGGGGUGCCUCUAAGCUGGUGCCCGUGGGUUACGGUGUCAACAAGCUGGAGAUCAGCCUGGUCGUUGAGGACGAGAAGAUCUCUCUUCAGGACCUCGAGGAGGAGAUUGCCGGCUUCGAGGACUACGUCCAGUCUACUGAUAUCGCUGCUAUGCAAAAGCUGUAA
Messenger RNA from Diaporthe citri, 690 nucleotides. RefSeq lists its product as uncharacterized. Gene Ontology annotation, molecular function: translation elongation factor activity; guanyl-nucleotide exchange factor activity. The transcript is spliced from 5 exons. Gene Ontology annotation, biological process: translational elongation. The record is from RefSeq and is a predicted model, not a curated record. Bases 1 to 690 code for a protein of 229 amino acids. Gene Ontology annotation, cellular component: eukaryotic translation elongation factor 1 complex; cytosol. NCBI's taxonomy places the organism in Eukaryota, Fungi, Ascomycota, Sordariomycetes, Diaporthales, Diaporthaceae.